AUGGGCACACUAACGGCCGACGAAGCCCGUAUUUUGAAUUCAAUUGCACAUUACUUGCUUGGGGAUGAAUUUUCCGACGAGAGGAUGAAUUCCUCUUCAAGUAUUGUAGUUGUGAAGGAGCGGAAAAGGCAUUACAGGGGAGUGAGGUUGGUUAAGGCUCGCCGGAAAUUUGCUGCGGAGAUUCGAAACCCUAAGAAGAAGGGUUCCAGACUGUGGCUUGGCACCUUUGAUACAGCUGAAGCUGCUGCAGCGGCAUAUGACCGUGCCGCUUUCCAAAUUCGCGGUUCCAGGGCCAUUCUCAACUUUCCUCUCAACGUUGAGUCAGGACGCUACGUCACUCCCUAUUCUACAUCUUCCUCUUCAUACAGAAUAUCAGAGGAGAAAAAGGACAUAUGA
This is a messenger RNA of Cryptomeria japonica (Japanese cedar), 396 nucleotides long. Its product is annotated as ethylene-responsive transcription factor 1A. Lineage: Eukaryota; Viridiplantae; Streptophyta; Pinopsida; Cupressales; Cupressaceae. Bases 1 to 396 code for a protein of 131 amino acids. The transcript has a single exon. The record is from RefSeq and is a predicted model, not a curated record. Gene Ontology annotation, molecular function: DNA binding; DNA-binding transcription factor activity. Gene Ontology annotation, biological process: ethylene-activated signaling pathway; regulation of DNA-templated transcription.